Populus euphratica (Euphrates poplar) is the source of this 1826-nucleotide messenger RNA. Its product is annotated as nucleolar protein 56-like. Gene Ontology annotation, cellular component: box C/D methylation guide snoRNP complex; small-subunit processome. The record is from RefSeq and is a predicted model, not a curated record. The transcript has 8 exons. NCBI's taxonomy places the organism in Eukaryota, Viridiplantae, Streptophyta, Magnoliopsida, Malpighiales, Salicaceae. The coding region runs from base 95 to 1756 and encodes 553 amino acids. Gene Ontology annotation, molecular function: snoRNA binding.
ACAGCCACCUAAACCCUACCCUACCCUACCCUAACAACACAGCCACCGCUGCCACCACACCAUCGCGGCCGCCACACAUCUCAUUUCCUCAACAAUGGCUCUGUAUUUGCUAUACGAGACUUCAUCAGGAUACAGUCUUUUCCAAGCUAGUGGUAUCGAUGAAAUUGGACAAAACACCGAGGCUGUCAGGAACUCUGUUUCGGAUCUUAACCGGUUUGGUAAGGUAGUGCAGCUCACUGCUUUUCACCCGUUCGAGUCUGCUCUUGAUGCUCUCAACCAGAUUAACUCUGUUUCUGAAGGUAUCAUGACUGAUGAAUUGAGAAACUUCUUGGAGCUUAAUCUCCCAAAAGUCAAGGAGGGAAAGAAGGCAAAGUUUAGUUUGGGAGUUGCUGAGCCAAAGAUCGGGUCGCAUAUCUUUGAGGUGACAAAAAUUCCUUGCCAAAGUAAUGACUUUGUUCAUGAGCUUCUUCGCGGUGUAAGAUUACAUUUUGAAAGGUUCAUCAAGGACUUGAAGCCUGGUGACUUGGAGAAAGCCCAACUUGGUCUGGGACACAGUUACAGCAGAGCAAAAGUGAAGUUCAAUGUAAACCGAGUUGACAAUAUGGUUAUUCAAGCAAUUUUCCUUCUUGAUACUCUUGAUAAGGAUGUCAAUUCAUUCGCAAUGAGAGUCAGAGAAUGGUAUUCUUGGCAUUUCCCUGAAUUAGCGAAGAUCGUCAAUGACAACUAUCUCUAUGCCAAACUUGCAAAGUUCAUUGAUGACAAGUCCAAGUUGUCCGAAGACAAACUCCCAGAACUAACUGACUUACUUGGAGAUGAAGAUAAAGCAAAGGAGGUUGUAGAAGCUGCCAAAGCAUCAAUGGGGCAAGACUUGUCCCCCAUUGACUUGAUUAAUGUCCAGCAAUUCGCUCAAAGGGUAAUGGACCUCUCCGAGUACAGGAAGAAGCUCCAUGAAUAUCUAAUUACAAAAAUGAAUGAUAUUGCUCCCAAUUUGGCUUCCUUGAUUGGUGAAAUGGUUGGGGCUCGUUUGAUUUCUCAUGCUGGCAGUCUCACAAAUCUGGCCAAGUGCCCUUCUUCCACCCUUCAGAUCCUUGGUGCUGAGAAGGCACUCUUCAGGGCACUUAAAACUCGUGGAAACACACCAAAAUAUGGUUUGAUUUUCCAUUCAUCUUUUAUUGGUCGAGCAUCUGCUCGCAACAAGGGACGCAUGGCUCGCUAUCUUGCAAACAAGUGUUCUAUUGCAUCUCGCAUUGAUUGUUUUUCUGAGAACGGGACAACCAUUUUUGGGGAGAAACUAAGAGAACAAGUCGAGGAGAGAUUGGAUUUCUAUGAUAAGGGUGUUGCACCUCGUAAAAACAUUGAUGUGAUGAAAGCUGCAAUUGAAAGUAAUGAAAAUAAAGAUACUGAUAUGGAAACUGAGGAGGCAACUGCUGUUCCUUCCGCAAAGAAAAGCAAGAAAAAGAAAUCAAAAUCUGAUGCUGCAGAGAAUAGUGAGCUUAUGGCUGAAGACAAACCAACAGUAAAUGGAGGUGCUUCAGAGGAUGCUAAAUCGGAGAAGAAGAAGAAAAAGGAGAAGAGAAAAUUGGAGCUGGAGCAGACUGUUAAGAACUCAAAUGGUACUAACGGGGUUGAAGCUGAGGAGGAUGGUAUUUCCACAAAGAAGAAAAAGAAGAAGAGUAAGGAUCAAGAUGGAGAGGAUCUGCAAGAUGCCAGUGACAUGAAAAAGAAAAGGAAGAAGAAGUCUAAAGGCGAAGAGUAGUGAGUUUUGAUAACUGUUUGAUGUAUCCGGGUUGCUGUUAAUUGUGUAGAACUGGCCUUCUGUUCACUGU